Molecule: messenger RNA, 1175 nt
Organism: Rhincodon typus (whale shark)
Lineage: Eukaryota; Metazoa; Chordata; Chondrichthyes; Orectolobiformes; Rhincodontidae
Gene: cenpo
Product: centromere protein O
Exons: 6
Coding region: 1-1074 (357 amino acids)
Cellular component (GO): kinetochore; Mis6-Sim4 complex
Source: RefSeq, a predicted model, not a curated record
AUGUUUGUAUCCCGGCUCCUGUGCUUGAAUCCUUUCACUGUGAAGGCUGAAAUUCCAUUUGCCUUCUUCAAUACCUGCUUCACCUGUAUGCUUACUUACAGCAAGUGGUGUACAAGGAUACCUGGAUCUCAUUGCACCACUCCUAUCCCAGUCUAUCUCCAUUCAGGUGUACUGGAACACUUGAAGGUGCUGGAGAAAUGUGCCAAGAAGCUGGCGUCAGAACAAUUAGAAGCACAGCACAGACAGCAGGUUCUAGAACAGGAGAAAACACUGUUGGAAAGACUGAGAUCAAAAAGGGAUGCUCUGAGGACCAAAGUGAUUGCGCAGUCUGCUGGAUCCUUGUUAGAUAUCCUGGCAGAGACACAAACAAACUCAGUGCCACUGCUGGACAAGGUGGAUGUCAGUUCCACGUUGCUGAAAGGGAGAGUCAAGACUCUGCAGGACAUUCUGGAUGCAUAUAACCUUGCAGGAGUUAGUGUGAAGGUGACAGAGCCAAGCUCCACAUUCGUUUUCUGUAUCAGCACUGCAUAUGAGGGCAUCUACCUAGACUCCUAUUACCUGGACAUUCAGACCAAGCAGCCACGCAAAAUAAUUCGGCACAACAUACCUGCCUUCAUCCCUCUGGAGCAGACAGCUCGCAAGUACCUGCAGAAUGACCUGCGACAAUUCAUGGAUGUGCUGCGCGAUGCUCUGAAUGCCUAUGCCAGUAGAAGAUAUCAGGUGGAGCAGUUACAGAUGCACUACCAUACGUCCCUGACAGGCCAGAUACAGAAGAAUGCUGCGUAUAACUUGCUGAAAUUCCAGUAUCCCAUUCAGUGUGGGGACAUGCAUCAUGACGUUCAGGUGAAACUGGUAUAUGAGGAUCUUGCAUGCUACCUUCCGACUGGAGUCAUACUCACAUGUACGGGAGCAGAUUCAGAAUCCAUGAGGACAAAAUUAGAAAGUCACCAGCAACUCUUCCAAAACAUGGAACUUCAUCGAGUAUUUGACAGCUUGAGGAUGCAGCAAGAAGCAGUUGUAUCAAGCAGCAGUCUCCGUGCAGUACAUGGUUCGGCCAGUCCUUCCAGUCACUGAGUGCCACGUUCUUCGACAACCACAGCACGAAGAGGAUGCAAAUAGGGUUUAUCUUGAUGUUUUGAACUAUUCCUCAAUUAAAGGGCUGACUGAUGCUGUAA